AUGACAUCGGGUUAUUCUGUACUCCAAUUGAAAGAGGAUGAUGUACUUAAGAUACUUGCAGCUCAACUUCAUAUUGGAUCCAAAGAUGUUGAUUAUCAAAUGGCUACAUACGUUUGGAAAAAAAAACCAAAAAAUGAAGGUUCAUCAGUUAUCAAUAUCCGUAAAUUCUGGGAGAAACUUGUCUUAGCUGCUCGUGCAAUUGUCGCUGUUGAAAAUUCGGCUGAUGUUUGUGCCAUAUCAUGUCAACCACAAGGCCAACGUGCCGUAUUGAAAUAUGCGAAAUACACGGGUGCUACAGCUAUCGCUGGUCGUUUUACACCCGGUUCAUUUACAAAUCAAAUUCAAGCAGCUUUCAAAGAGCCUCGUCUGAUUAUUCUUACGAAUCCAAUUGUUGAUCAUCAAGCUGUUACUGAAGCAUCAUUUGUUAACAUCCCAGUUAUCGCUUUUUGUGAUCCGUCAACAAAUCUUCGUCAUAUUGAUAUCGCUAUUCCAUGCAAUAACAAGGCUAGUAAAUCAAUUGGUCUUAUGUGGUGGUUUUUAACACGUGAAGUACUUCGAUUACGUGGUGAAAUUAAUCGACAAGCACCAUGGGAUGUUAUGGUCGAUUUAUUCUUCUAUCGUGAUCCUGAAGAGACUGAAAAAGAAGAUCAAACUGGCCCAAGUGCUCAAGAUCGUGACACAAAACAACAUGCAGCCGAUUAUAACUAUUAUGACGAUGGCCCAUCGAUGAUGCCUGCCGCCGAAAAUUUCGCAGGUAAUCAAGACAACUGGGGUGCAUCAGCAAAUGAUAAUUGGGGUGUUACUGGCGCUGCAACAGGCACUGCUGAAACAAACGAGUGGACACAGGCAGCAGCUGCUCCAGUCACCACCGGUGUUACAAGCGGCUGGUGA
Molecule: messenger RNA, 891 nt
Organism: Rotaria socialis
Lineage: Eukaryota; Metazoa; Rotifera; Eurotatoria; Philodinida; Philodinidae
Source: the annotation of a GenBank genome assembly